Messenger RNA from Microthlaspi erraticum, 513 nucleotides. NCBI's taxonomy places the organism in Eukaryota, Viridiplantae, Streptophyta, Magnoliopsida, Brassicales, Brassicaceae. The record is from the annotation of a GenBank genome assembly.
AUGUCUUCCAAAGCCAGAUCUUCAUCCGCCACGAACGGCGAAGAUCCACCGCGGAAGAAGCCAUCGCCGGCGACAAAACCUACGUCGAUAUCGAUCUGGUCACUUCCUCACGUUUUGCUUCUAGACUGCUUAGCCCGCAUCUCUAGAUUGUACUAUCCAACUCUCUCCCUCGUCUCCAAAAGCUUCCGAUCCAUCAUCGCUUCACCGGAGCUUUACGAGACCCGAAAACGCCUAAACCGUACGGAGAAGUGUCUCUACAUAUGCAUACGCUUCCCUUUUGAUACCGAAACACAUUGGUCCACUCUCUGCCGUCUACCAACUCGAAAAAUAGCCAACGAGUCUAGUGGCUAUUUCACGGAGCUAAUCCCAUCUCCCAAGUACUUGCGUCCUUCGCAGUCGUCCACUCUCGUAGCCGUUGGAUCUGACAUCUACAAAAUCGGCGGCGCUGAUGAUUUGUAUCAAUGCAAAAUCUGGAAGAGAAACUAUUCUUCUAGUGUCUCGAUCUGUCCUUGA